This is a messenger RNA of Penicillium argentinense, 615 nucleotides long. RefSeq names its product xanthine phosphoribosyltransferase. The coding region runs from base 1 to 615 and encodes 204 amino acids. Gene Ontology annotation, molecular function: hypoxanthine phosphoribosyltransferase activity. Gene Ontology annotation, biological process: GMP salvage; hypoxanthine metabolic process; IMP salvage. Gene Ontology annotation, cellular component: cytoplasm. Lineage: Eukaryota; Fungi; Ascomycota; Eurotiomycetes; Eurotiales; Aspergillaceae. The transcript has 4 exons. The record is from RefSeq and is a predicted model, not a curated record.
AUGGUCCAAAAAUUCUAUGUCACUUACAACCAGGUGCACAAGCUGUGCCAGAAGUCGGCCGAUGCCAUCCUCAAGGACUUCCACCCUCACCUGAUGAUCGCCAUUGGUGGCGGUGGUUACGUGCCUGCUCGUAUCCUCCGAUCCUUCCUGAAGCGCCCCGGUGACCCCAACAUCCCCAUCCAGGCUAUCGGUCUGUCCCUCUACGAGGACCUUGGCCGCGGUGACCCCGAGGAGGUUCCCGGCACCAAGGUCACCCGUACUCAGUGGCUCGACAUGAGCUCUCUCGAGAUGGCCAACCUGAUCGGCAAGAACAUUCUCAUUGUCGACGAGGUCGAUGAUACCCGCACCACUCUCGAAUAUGCCGUGAGGGAGCUCGAGAAGGAUGUCCAGCUGGCUCAGAAGCAGCUCGGUCGCGAGGGCGAGAAGACGAACUUCUUCGUCUUUGUUCUGCACAACAAGAACAAGUCGAAGAAGGGCGUCCUGCCCACCGACAUGAUGGAGGGCGGCCGGUAUCACGCCUCUGUCACCACCGACGACGUCUGGAUCUGCUAUCCGUGGGAGGCCAAGGAUAUUGACGAGCACGACGCUCUGGCCAAGGAAAACCCCAUCAUCUAA